UUGAAAUUGUUGAUUUAUGGCGGAUUGUGUUAUAAUUUAAAUUUCGAUCUAAUAUUAUCUUAGAAACCAUAAUGAUUGCUCAUUAAGGUUUAGUUUUAUUAUUUUCCUCGCGUUUUAUUGCUGGAUAUAUAAAUAUUAGUUUUAAAAUGAGUGGACAAAGUGCUAUGGUGCCAAGAUAUAUGGCACAACUUUUACAAGAACUAGGAUGGAAUCUGGGUACUAGAAUUCCCUUGGCUAAUCCUCAUAAUCAGACCUUGGAAAAUCUUUUGAUUGACAGGCAGAAUGAGGUACAGCGCCUAAAGGAAGCAUUGAUUUUGCAAAAUCAAAAACGAGAUGAUCUCAACAAGUACAAAAACCAUGUCCAAACUGAAUAUCAAGAAAAUACUCGUUUACUCUUUGCUCAUAAGCAGCAAAUGGAGCAAGAGGUGAAGCUUCGACAGUUGUCUCUCAAUGAAGCUAAUAGACUAGACCGAGACGUGGUGGACUGUUGCAAACAAAACAAUGUAACUGUCUCACGGAUUGAUAAUCUUCAAAAUAACAUUGCUCGUCUAUUAAAAAAGGCUGACACGUUGAAGAGUGAGGUGUGUGGGGAGCGUGGAGCCCUGCAAGAAUGGAGAGCGGCCCUUGAAAGGAGUGCAGGGGACAUCAUAGCGAUCGAGCAAUUCACUAAGCAGGACCUCUCUAGAGCUAAGGCUCUCGAAACGCAAAGGCAGAAAUUGAAACUGGAGCAUGACCAAUUGCAAGAACGUCUUAACCAACUGGUAUCCAACCUCAGUGCUGAAGAAAGGGCGUGCGAAAGAAUUUCCUUUCAGGUUAUGGAGGGAAUGGAACAACGGAAGCAAAUGAUGGCAAUGUGGGCUAACGCUGUAGAGAACUUGCGACAGAGGGAUACUGACAUUCGGCACAUUCGAGAGGACUACGCAGUAUUGGACGCGGAGGCCAAUAAUCUCGCGGAGAAAUGUCGCGAGCAGCAGAGCUUCUGCGAUCAACAGCGCGGCAAUAACCUCGACGCGGAACGAGAGAACAUGGCGCUCGCCAACCAGCUGAGCCAGACCCGGAUGGCGUUCGACAAAACUGCCGAGCAUAAUGUUACUUUGGAUAGCGAGGCUCGAAGUCUUCAGCGUGAAGUUAGCAACAUCCGUAUCGCUCUGGAGAAGCUUCACAUGGAGAACCGACAGCUCAUGGACAAUCAGCAUCGCAAGGAUGUGCUACUGCAAGCUGUUGUUGCUAAGAUUAAAGAAUUGAAGGAAAAACUAAAAGAUUCGACAGACAAAUCGAAAAGUUCCGAGAGACGGGCCAGGGAGUUAGAGGAUAUGUUGAAUGAAGAGGAGCGCUAUGCAAGCCAGGUAACGACAAAUCAGCAGCGGGCGAUGCAUUGCUCUUUCGUUGAACAACAAAAGCUUCUGGCUCUCAAAAAUGAAGAGAAACUAUUCCAUAUGCAAUUUAAGGCAUCGAAGGCCAUCAUGAGCAAACUCGACACCAAACAAGCCGCCAUAGAGAGGAACCUGCAAACGCAGAAGGAAUCACUGUAUGCGAUCUGUUACCAAGUGGAGACGCUAGGUGCGCGCGUGUUGCACAUGGAAGGUGAAAAGGCUGAACGUGAAUGUUCCGCGGAACUAGCUGCCCGGGAGAAUAGGCUGAAGGAUGUCCUGGCGCGUCACACGGCGCGAGUCGCUCUGUUGGAGCGGCACUCCGGCAAACUGUUCGACGACAUGCGACGCCUCGCCCGCGAGCUCGAAGUCAAAGGUGUCCAGCACACUAACUUGCAAAGUCGUCUAAAGACGUCAAUGCUGAACGUGGAGGGGGGUGAGAAGGACGUGCGCUCGUUGCGCGACGUGUGGCGCCGCGCGCGCGUCGACGAGGCGCUGAUGCGGCUGCGCGUGGCGCACGGCGAGCGCGCGCUCGCGGGGCUGGGCGACGCCGCCUUCACGCUCGACAAGCAACGCCUACAACUCGACGCGGCUAUGAACGAGCGACUGGUAGAGAUCGCGGCGAGACGUGAGAUGUUUGCGGUGCAAAGGAGAGCUUUGGUUGAGGAGUGCGGCAAACUCCGCGGUGACAUACGCGAGCGAGAGCAGCGGAUCCAGCAGCUGAUCAAAAGAUACGAAAUUUUCAUCGGUUCCCUGGGCAAGGAUGAGUCUGGUCAACAAAUGUCGGUGACAUAUUUUAAAAUAAAAUUCGCAGCGGAAAGGGCGGAGUUGCGCGAGGCGGGCGCGGCUCUGGACGCGGAUAUCGGCAGACAAGAGAAAGACAUAUCGGCGCUGGAGGCCACGCUGCGGGUGGUGCACGCCGCGCACAAACACUUCCUCCACCACAUCUCGCCGCUGACCAGCGAUGCACCGGAGAUGGAGGAAGUGUCAGAGCUGUUGCGGCAAUACUACGAGAAGCGCGACGAGCUGAAGGCCCUGAAUGCGGAGAUCGAGCGCAUCGAGCAGACCGUGAACGAGCGCAGUUCGCAGCUAACACUACUCGGGGACAAGUACAAGCAGCUUACGGCUAGAGAAGUGGAAUGCGAGAACGAGCUAGACACAUUGAAAGAACGUGUGGACAAGCAGGACAGCAGGCUUCAGAAGGCGCACGAGCUUGCUCGCACCAACGCGCGGCGAGCCACUAAGUUGAUUGAAGGAGUCGAUGACUGGCGGAUUUUUCAGUUAGCGCUGUGGAUACGCAACUACUCCGAGGCAGCGCACAACUGCCUACAGGCGCUGGGCGAGGUGGCGCAGCAAACGCCCAACGCCGCGCCGCGCGUCGCCGUGCUGCUAUCCGCCUCGCAGGUCGCGCGCUUCGUUACUCCCACGCAGCGACGCCUGAUGACGCUGCUACAACGACUAAUAACGGGCGGAUCGACGCUAAAGAAAGAAUCGACCACUGCAUUGGACGGUACAGAAAGCGUGUUUUCGGAAUCUGCGCAAUCGAGUGGCACCGACGUGAGCCUCGCUUCCGGCUACACGCGACGCCUCGCCGCUUUCCGAAAAGAACUCGCGCCUAAAGUGCAAGAACACGCGUUGAUCAACGACAUCCGCGAACAAGCCCGUCGCUCGAGUGUGUCCCUGCGCGUGGUGACGCUCGGCCUGGAAGAGUCGGUGCCCGCAACAGCGCCGGCCGCGAUCCCGCGCAAGUCACUGAGAUAAACCGAAAACGCCUGACCGCUCUAACAAGGCUAAUCAAACGCCUCGCUUCUUUAAAUUAGACUAAUUUCAAUGAACUGGAACAGCUUAGGCUUAACGCAGACGAUCGAUUUGUAACAGUCAAAAAUAAAAACGAAUAAAACUACCUUAAAUCUUAUGUUACCCACAUUGACUGUAGUUUUGGUAGGUACAUAAUUAAAAUAAUUGUCUUAUUUUUGAUAAAACAAUAUGCUUAUUGUACUUAGAUAUACAUAUACUGGUCUGUAUUCUGUAAAUUGUUGCUAUUGUAAAUUCUAGAUCAUCAUAAUUGUUUGACAUGAUUAGAUAACUUAUUUGCAUAUCAUAACAAAAAGAUUAGGUACCUAUAUGCAUUGGUAUUUUCUAUGCUAUGAAUAAUUUGCCAGGAAUUAUGUAUUAAGGUGUGGAAGCAUUUGUUUAAACGUCUUGAAAGACAUUGUGAAGACUGAAGUAUGUAAACUAAAUGCACAUGUGAUGUAAAGUUUAAAGGUGUACUUAAUAAAUUUAUGAAAUAUUUUAAAACUACGCUUUUUAUUCCUACAACCUUAUCUUAUCUAACUCCUUACAAUACAGAACUUCAUCUAUAGAUCACUAUAGUUAGUUCCACAUAAAAACAACAAACAGCAAGUACAAAUAGUUUUUAAUUUAAUGCAACAUUUCAAAAUUCUUAAUACCAUUGAAUUUUAUAGCUGAUAGGUACCAGUCUUAAAAAUAAGACAGUUGACAUGAAAUAAAAUCUUUUGGUGGGAUUAAAACAUUAUUGUCAUAUAGCUAAGAUGCAUUUUUUAUACAUUCAUAUAUUUAAAAUUGAUAUAUAAGGUACACAGGUACAUUUACUAGUAUGUGAUCCAAAUUCUACGUCGCCAUAAUGUGCUGAAUGGGAUAUGAUGUUAUAAUAAACAUUGGUAAAUAAUUUUCUAAAGAUUUGCAAAAUUGUUAACAUUCCCCAAAACACCCCUCUACAAAUAAGAAAUUCUGAAGGCACAAGGACUUUGAAAUGAUUGGGCAGGCAACAUCAUAACCCAAGAGGCUCAGUGAAGUAAAUCUAACACUGACAAUAUUCUUCCACUACUAAUAUUACAUUUACCUAUAUAAUAUAAAUUACACUGUAUCUAAUGAUAACACAUUGUCAUGAAUGAAAGGAAACAAGCAAUGGAAUUUGCAAAGAGGAACUUUGAAUGUAACUGUUAAUUGUAAUGUUAAUAAAUCAUACUACUUACAUUAAGAAGUCAUAUGGGUAGGCCAUAAUCUAUUCAAACCAAAAUUCAGGCCAUUUUAAAAUAUUGUAGUGCAACUUUUUAAUAUAAAUUAUUUCAAUUACAAGGAAUUCAAUGCUUUAAAUAUCAAUAGAAAAAGAAAAUCAUAGAUCUUAUAAGUAUAUAAAUAGUAAACAACAUAUUAAGUAAUAUAAAAUCAAUCUAAUCCACACAAAAAAAAAAAACAAAACAUUCAUUUCACAGUGAUGUCAAGUUAUAAUAAUGUAUUUUACAAUCUUUACUUGGCCUAAUAAAAACAAAGGUAUUUUUUCCUAAAUUCUAACACUGUUCAACAUAAACUUCAAAACAUUCUACCACAAAAUUUACAAACUUAUAACUAUUAAAAUUUUCCUAUUCAACAAGAAGGACAUAAUGGCUGGAAUAAGAACUACCCAGGCCGAAUAACAUUGGAAUCUCAAUAGUGAGAAGGCCAUGUGUAGACCUGUAGUGCUUAUCACUAAUGCUGCAUAGUGCCCUACCACACUUAACUUCACGCUGCCAAAUUGGUCUUUCACUAAUUUCAAACAGUGUUAGAAUAUCAAAGCGUCAUAAAUCGGGGAAACGUAAUGGGUCUUCCACAUAAUCUUCUGGUAUAACAAAAAGCUCUCCAGGUAUA
Maniola jurtina (meadow brown) is the source of this 5018-nucleotide messenger RNA. RefSeq names its product coiled-coil domain-containing protein 39 (gene Ccdc39). The transcript has 24 exons. Gene Ontology annotation, cellular component: axoneme. NCBI's taxonomy places the organism in Eukaryota, Metazoa, Arthropoda, Insecta, Lepidoptera, Nymphalidae. Gene Ontology annotation, biological process: inner dynein arm assembly; cilium movement; cilium-dependent cell motility. The record is from RefSeq and is a predicted model, not a curated record. The coding region runs from base 147 to 3131 and encodes 994 amino acids.